AUGAUGGAUAGCAAGGAAAAUGCUCCUCGGAUCAAAAUCGUCGCACCGGAAACGCAGCCUGAAAACGACAACAAUGCUGAUGAGAAGAAUUCUCGAGACUGCGAGUACAAAGUUCAUUCCAGCGUCAUUUGCUCCCAGUCACGAUUUUUCGAAAGGGCAGUAAGGGGGAGAUUUGCGGAAGCAACUACGAAAAGAAUACAUCUCCCGGAGGUGGAUGCCGAUUCUUUGGAAUUAUUAAUUUCAAUUCUAUACGGCUUCGAAUCUACAUAUUCUGCAGAGCUCUGGCCGGAAGGUUAUGAGGAUAUCAGGGGAUUACUUGACGGUGUUGACCAGACAAAUCACUACACUAUACCGACCGAACCUUCAAUAAUCGAUUUUGAAGGCUCCUCGGACAGCUCCCAGGAAAACACAGAAGUGAUUCAGGCGGUUUACCGAUGCGAGACUGGAAACUACACCGAACUCGUCGACGGAAUCUUCGCACUCGUCUUGGACAAUGUGGAUUUAUUGAUUACCGACGAGGACUUUUACGAAGUGGUAGUGGAAAACGGGGAACUCGGAGCAGAAUUGCUUCGACACAUUUUAUUGACGAACAGGAUUGCUGAUUCAGCUUUGGGCAUGCACAGCUCUCUGAUGAAGCUGCACAAUAUUGGGGGGAAGAAGUUGGUGUAUGAAAGGGUAAAAUUGCAGCUGAGAACUCACCACCAGUUGACUCAAUUUUCGGGCCUGGCUAAACCGCCUGUACAGUAG
Molecule: messenger RNA, 747 nt
Organism: Blastomyces gilchristii SLH14081
Lineage: Eukaryota; Fungi; Ascomycota; Eurotiomycetes; Onygenales; Ajellomycetaceae
Exons: 4
Coding region: 1-747 (248 amino acids)
Molecular function (GO): protein binding
Source: RefSeq, a predicted model, not a curated record